This is a messenger RNA of Saprolegnia parasitica CBS 223.65, 6090 nucleotides long. RefSeq lists its product as hypothetical. Bases 1 to 6090 code for a protein of 2029 amino acids. Gene Ontology annotation, molecular function: transcription termination site sequence-specific DNA binding; helicase activity. The transcript has 21 exons. NCBI's taxonomy places the organism in Eukaryota, Oomycota, Saprolegniomycetes, Saprolegniales, Saprolegniaceae. Gene Ontology annotation, cellular component: nucleus; nuclear body. Gene Ontology annotation, biological process: termination of RNA polymerase II transcription. The record is from RefSeq and is a predicted model, not a curated record.
AUGCAGCGCCGGAACGACCUGGAGAUGGAGGCGACGGUCGCCGAGCUCGCGGACGAGGUACUCGGGCUCGCCGGCGUAAGCGCGCCAGCCGCGAGGAAGGAGCUCUUCAACCGCGUUGGGACCUUCUUCUUCAAGCUCAAGGCCGAGGGCAAGGGCCACUGGUGGUGCCAUGGCCGGCUUCCGGAACUCAGCGCCUUCAUGCUGCAGCUCAUGGACAAGCGCGCGGCCGGCAAUCACAUCGACACAUGGAUCCGCGAGAGCUACGGUCAGCUACACCGACUGCUUGCAUCAUUGUACACGGAAGAGUCCAUGAAGCUCUUCCUCCGCCUCCUCGUGGAUGCUGACGUCGAGCGGCUCAAGCUCAUUUGGAGCACGACCUCGUUCGUCAAGAAGCAACGCGGGCAGGAGCUCACGAUGGGGCUCUAUGAGCUCUUUACGCACCCGCGCCUCCUCCGCGACUUUCGGUUCCUCAAGCCCAUGCACAAGUGGAUCGCAGAGAAGCCCGACGAAGCCCUCGAGCUCUGCGACUGGCACAAGCUCAAGCAAUGCCCUGGCCUGUAUAUGCUGCUCAUGUGUCCCGACUCGGUGCUUCGCGCGUGGAGUGCGACCGUCCUCUCCAAGCUCGGGCACAUCGAGCUGCAAUCAACGUCACCGAUCGUCUCGGUCGUCGAAGAGUGGAUGUACCUUCUCGAGAAUCAGCAGUACAACGUGUCCAUGCUCGAGUUGGACCUCGCGUCCGCGUACGACCUCGCUGCGUUUAUGGACAGCACGCAGUGCACACGGACCCCGACGCCGCAGGUGCUCUGGGCUGCGUUUGAUGCGCUCUUCCAGACACUGGAAGAAAACAUGCUCGCCGAGCUCUUGCGGCGCUUUGACAACUUGCCGGACCUCGUCUUUACCUUUCUCCAAGAGGCCAACCCCGUCAACCCGAAAUCGCCGCCGCCCGUCGUCCUCGUUGUCGCGCGCUGCUACGGUGUACUCAUGAAGAGCCUCCGCUUUCGGCUCUGGGAACACACGUCGUAUGAUGCUGCGACGGUCUGGGACAUGCUCCACGCCCAGUGUCGGACCACGUCGUGGCGCGAGUUUGUCGUGAAAGCGCUCCUGGAGCUCUGCGAUCCGCUGCUCACGUCGUUGCGCCCGCCCCACCAAGACAGUGCGUCCGAGGCCGUGCAUUUGUACUUUGACGUGCGCCGGCAACUGCUCUCGUUCUUGCUGCACGAUGCACCCACGCUGUACGCAGAGCAGUCGGUCUUGCGCACGACUGUAACGCGCGUUCUCUGCGAUGUGCUUCAAGCGUCGUUCGACACGGCACGGUCGUCCUUGGUGCGGCCGCUGCCAGGCGCCAAGCCGGCCGAUGUCGGCGCGCUCCCCGAGACCGAGACGCUGGACAUUGUCACGCUGAGCCAUCGGUUUUGGUGGCCCAUCACGCUGCACGACGCGCCAAUGGACGAACGCAAUGCGUCCUGCUUUACUUCCGAUUGGAUGGACGUUCUCUUGGUGACGCUCCAGACGUCGAGUGUCAUGGGCCUCGUGGAUGCGGCCGCGACAACCGUCGCGCUCGUCUUGCGCAAGCAGCUCUACCUCAUGCGCGACACGUGGAUGAUGCAACCGGACCGGCUCGGCGACAUUGCGUGGGUCUCCGACCUCUUUACAGCGCUCUGUUCGUGGACCGACGUCGAGAAGAUCCCGCUGGUCGUGCACGCGGUGCUGUUCGAGACGGUGGGUGUCGCGGCGCAGCUUUCGUGCCGUCCGCCCGCCGACGCGACGGCCGCGAUCGAGGGUCUCGAGAUGGUCCAAGACGUGCUCUGUCCGUACGUCGAGCGCAUGACGAUCGAGACGACGGAGCGGGGCCUCGGCAACAUCUUCCGUACGCCGAUCGUGGCCCAGCACAUGACGCUCUGCCUCAUCACGUCCCAUCCGCGUCUGCGCCCGUGCAUCAAACGGCUCAUCAUGCACGGCGGCGGCGUCGCCAACAAGAGCUACACGUCGUUCACCGAGCCGUACCAGAACCUCGUGUCGAGCUACAUGCCGUCGUUCUUGCGCGGCGUGGCGACGACGCUCAUGUAUCUGCGCGUACAUGGGCUCCAGCCGACGUGCGUCAAGGAGCUGCUUUUGCACUGGACGCACACGUUCGAGUCGCUGCCCGACGUGCUCUACAACUGCAUUGUGAAAGAGGCCGCCAAAGCCAAAGCCUCGUCGCGGAAAGCGCAGUCCUCGGCCACGUCGGCGAUGGAUCUGACGCGGUUCCCGCUGCUCAUGCACCUCUUCCUCAUGAACGCGCUCGAGAAGCUGUCGCCGACCGACAACGAGGCGUACGGCGUCCGCGUGCUACGCUUCGCGCGCUACAUGUGGCGCCUCUGGUUUGUCUUCCACGGCGACCGGCACGAGUGUUUGGACUACCCUGCUAACCGCAUCCUAUUGCCGCUCUUGCAGCUGGCGCACCACCCCAACCCGACGCUCCAGCGCCGCGUCGUCGACCUCUGCGGCUACAUCACCCAAGAACUCGGGUCGUCGGACUUUGUGUUUGACGCAAAACUCGAUGCCGAGAUUGCCGCUGUUUUGGCCAAGUGGUCGUUUGAAGCUGGCGAUACGGCGGGGCUAUCGGCGCUGCGGCUAAGCCUCGAGACGCUGUUGCAGCUCAAGCGGUCGGUGCGCCAAGCGCGCGAGCGAGAGGCCAUUGUCGGCGACGACGACGUGGUGCCGUGGUACUCGAAGGAGGCCCGUCGCCAGCGCGCCAAAGCCAAGAAAAUAUCGUCGUCGGCCAUUGGGAAAGUCAAGCUCACGAAACCCAGCAAUGGACCGUCCCCGUUCAAGACCCUCGUUCCGUUUGCGCGACUCCCAAAGAAGCCGAUGACGACGACAUUUGACCGCGCGUCGGCCGCGGUGCCCCGGGCUACCGACAGCUUUUACGACGACGUCGACUACGAGGCCAUUCGCAAGCGUCGCGAGCAACAAGCGUCCAAGGAAGGGCCGAUAUCUGGCAGCGCCAAGCCCUCCAAGAGCCGCACCGUCUCGGUGCUCGGGUACCAGCCGGCUUUUGGAGGCGCGUCAGCAGCAACCACCACAGUCCCUUCGACGUCGGCGCCGUCACCGCCCAAGGAAGCCGCCAAGCCGCCAAAGGACGCGCUGCCUGCGCCCGUGCUCAAGAUGAUUGGGACCAUCCGACACAUUCGCAGCAUGCGCAAGCCAUUGCACCCGUCGUCGCUGUACCCGUUCUACCGCCAGAUCCUCUUGGCGUCUCAGAUCGACCCGCGCUUCAAGACGUCGACGAGCGCCGACCUCGCCAAGCCAUCGAUUUCGUUUCCGUCGUCGAUCGAGUACGGCCACGCGUUCUUGCCGCUGCUGUUGGAAGAAGUCCAGUGCGACAUUGCCCAAGGCUUUGGCGGCAACGGCCCAACGAUGGGUGUCCGGCUCGAGACCGAGACGAUGAAGGAAAACCUCCGCGUUGUCACCUUUGCCUACCUGCAGCGGCCCAUGAAGCGCCUCAUUCGCAAGAAUGACGUUGUGCGCGUCACGUCCACGCUGGUGCAAUUGACAUUUGCGACGAGAAUGGACAUCUCAUGUCCAAGUAGAACGCUGAAAUUGCGUGCACGGGUGUUUACGUGCCCGAGGACGACGAUAAAUUCUCGAAAAAAGGGCACCAACGACGACAAGGUCCGCGUGCUCUUGCUGACGGCCAGCGACAAGGAAAUGCCGGUCGUGCUUCUCGACACGCUGAUUGGCGGGUCCGAGUGGAACGUGCGUGUUGUGGGCAACCUCACGACGAGCGCGCGCGAGUACUUGGCGCUCAUGGCCAUCGACUUUAUUCCGUUGCAUCUGCGCUCGGUCGUGCUCCAGCCAUACAAGUACAAGAGCACGCAGAGCACCGUGCUGGGCUUGAUCUCGGAUAUUGACACGCUGCGGGACGCGCCGAGCACCGAGGGUGACAAGACGCUUAUGGCCCACCUUGGGAUUCUAGACGACCUGCCGAUGAAGCUCGAGGACCUCCGCGUGACCAACAUUGGCGUCGUCGUGCGCAAGCUGCGCAAGUACAAGGGCAGCAACGACGUCGUGCAGCGGGCCGCGGCGCUCAUCGCCAAGUGGCAAAAGCUGCUCGAUACCAAGGACGAGCUCUCGACGACGCCCCUCUUUUUGCCCCCGCCAGUGUGGGACCAGCUGCAAACGACAUACAAUGCAUCCCAGCUCCAGUCGGUGCACUCGAUUCUCAACAACUACUCGACGGGCGUGAGCUUGCUCCAGGGACCGCCGGGGACCGGCAAGACCAAGACCAUCAUGGGCAUCAUCAGCGGUCUUCUUGCGAUCUCGCUGCCAACGCCAACGGCCCCCGCGCUCGUCGACUUCUCGGGCGCGUCCACAUCGUCGCUGCCAGGGGCGGUCAAGGCCACGAGCAUCCAGCAGAUCAAGAACAAGGGCAUGUCGCGCCAGCGCCUCGAAGGCGCCAUGGCCGGUCGCCCGAUGUUCAAGCCGCGCCCGGCGUCGGGACCGCGCACCGUCUCGGUGCUUCCGAUUGCCAACAAGGGACCGGAGACGAACCACAUUCUCAUUUGCGCGCCGUCCAACGGCGCAGUGGACGAGCUCAUUUUGCGGCUUCGGACCGACGGGCUUGUCGGGCCCGACGGCAAGCCCGUCCUCGUUUCAACGCCCAAGGUGCACGCUGUCUCGGGCGACGACGCCAAUACGAUCUCGCUCCUUCGCCUCGGGUCGGCGACGGAAGAUGCGCCGUUGAUCGUCAAGCAGAGCUGCCUCAACGACGUGGUCCGUGUCCAAGUCGAGACGCACCCCAAGUACCAAGCGUUCCAAGCGCUCACGCGGCGACACACCGAAUUGCGCGAUUCGAUCAAGCUCUUCCAUACGCAGGCCAAGGCCGGCGAGACGCCGACAGCCUCCAAGAAGGACAUGACGGCGUGGCACCGCGAGCUCUCGGAGAUAACGGGCAAGAAGCGCCGUCUUCAAGAAGAGGUCCAGAUGCUUGAACGCACGACGGCGAAUGCACUCCUUGCCAAAGCCAACAUCAUUGCCUGCACGCUCUCGAAAUGCGGCAGUGGAGACCUCGACGACGUGCCUCGCGGGUUUGAUGCCGUCAUCAUUGACGAGGCGGCGCAAGCGGUCGAAACGAGCACGUUGAUUCCACUCCGGGAACGCGUCGCCCGCGUCAUCUUUGUGGGCGACCCCAAGCAGCUACCGGCCACCGUCAAGAGUGUCGAGGCCCAAGAUGCGCUCUUCAACCGGUCGAUGUUUGAGCGCCUCGCGGACGGCGGGGUGCCCCGGGCCAUUCUGCGCGUACAAUACCGCAUGCACCCGUUCUUGCGCGAGUUCCCGUCCAAGGCCUUUUACAAUGGCAUCUUAUCGGACGGCCCCGUCAUUGCGACGCGGCUCCAUACGCUGGGCAUGCAAGUGUACAAGCACCCGUGCUACCAGCCGUUCGUGCUCUACGACAUUGAGAGCGCCGAGCGCGACGGGCCCGGUGGCUCGAAAUGCAACAGCACGGAAGCGGCAUUUGGGAUCGCUAUGGUUGAGCACCUCAAGGCAACGGUCGAGCUCGUGAAGACCAAGGAGUGGUCCAUCGGCUUUGUGACACCGUACAAGGAGCAGGUCAUGACGCUGCGCCACCUUGUGAGCGGCAAGGGCUGGAGCGAUGUCGAAGUCAACACGGUCGACGGCUUCCAGGGUCGAGAGAAGGAUAUCAUCAUCAUGUCGUGCGUGCGUACGCGCGCCGUGGGUUUCCUCAAGGACGUUCGCCGUCUCAACGUUGCCCUCACCCGUGCACGCUACUGCUGCUUUGUCCUGGGCCACGCGCGCACACUGUGCAAGGACCCGACAUGGAAGCAGCUCGUCUCGAGCGCGUACGACCGCAAAAUGUACAUCAACGCGGCCAAGAAGCCGUUCGAGCAAAUCUGGGCCGAGUCCGAGGCCGAUGUCUCGCUCAAGGAGCAAUACGAGAAGAUGCACGAGCCCAUUUUGGCCAAGUCCAAGGACGAGUCGUCCAAGCAAUCCAAGCGCAAACGUGUCAAGAGCCCCGACGACCGUGAGACGACCAAGAAGCGCGACGACGAAGCGUCGGAGAACACGCUGCCCGCCCAAGAGGUAUGA